Emys orbicularis (European pond turtle) is the source of this 1483-nucleotide messenger RNA. RefSeq names its product GA binding protein transcription factor subunit beta 2 (gene GABPB2). The record is from RefSeq and is a predicted model, not a curated record. Gene Ontology annotation, cellular component: nucleus. Bases 115 to 1464 code for a protein of 449 amino acids. Gene Ontology annotation, molecular function: transcription cis-regulatory region binding; protein binding. The transcript has 9 exons. NCBI's taxonomy places the organism in Eukaryota, Metazoa, Chordata, Testudines, Emydidae. Gene Ontology annotation, biological process: positive regulation of transcription by RNA polymerase II.
AAGCAGGUAACCCCAGCAACCCUACCCCGGCCCGUGGGACGCCCACGCUGGCGCCGCCGGGGGCCGCCUCCGCCUCGCAGGGCUUUCUGAAAAUAUUUGUUCCCAUGUAUAAAGAUGUCGUUAGUGGACCUCGGAAAGAGGUUGCUAGAAGCAGCUCGCAAAGGGCAAGAUGAUGAAGUUAGAACGUUAAUGGCAAAUGGUGCUCCUUUCACCACUGACUGGCUCGGGACAUCACCUCUUCAUCUUGCGGCCCAGUAUGGCCAUUAUUCAACAGCAGAAGUGCUGCUUCGAGCAGGUGUUAGCAGAGAUGCUCGAACCAAAGUGGACAGGACACCAUUGCAUAUGGCUGCAGCUGAUGGACAUACACAUAUUGUAGAACUGCUAAUUAGGAAUGGUGCUGAUGUAAAUGCCAAGGACAUGUUGAAGAUGACUGCCUUGCACUGGGCAACAGAACACAACCAUCGCGAUGUUGUAGAGUUGCUUAUAAAGUAUGGAGCUGAUGUUCAUGCUUUCAGCAAGUUUGAUAAAUCAGCCUUUGAUAUAGCCCUGGACAAGAACAAUGCAGAGACUCUGGUAAUGCUGCAGGAGGCAAUGCAGAAUCAGGUGAACAUGAAUCCAGAGAGAUCAAAUCCUGUCACAAAUACAGUGACUGUUGCCUCACCAUUUAUCCUUGCAUCAGGGGAAGUUCUCAAUCUUGCUAGUUUUGUUUCUUCAGCAAACACCAAAACAACCUCAGGUGAUUCCCGUGUAUCUACAGUGCAGUUUUCAAACUCAACAACCUCUGUGCUUGCCACGCUUGCAGCCCUCGCUGAAGCAUCAGCUCCCCUUUCCAAUUCAAACAGAUCUACAGCUAACACAGAGGAAAUAGUGGAAGCAAAUUCUGUAGAUUCUGCAAUACAGCAGGUGGUUGGCAGUGGAGGUCAACGAGUCAUUACGAUAGUAACAGAUGGCGUUCCACUGGGCAGUCUCCAAACAGCCAUUCCUACUAGUGGUAUCAGCCAGCCGUUUAUAGUGACCAUGCAAGAUGGACAGCAAGUUCUAACUGUACCUGCUGGUCAGGUUGCAGAAGAGACUGUUAUUGAAGAAGAAGAUGAUGAUGAUGUAGAAGAGGAAGAACAUCCACCAGCGAAGAAGCAAAAAAUUGACCAAAAUGUAAAUGAUUUGGAAGAAAACAAGGAUGAUAACGAAAGGGAAAUGUUACAGCAGCAGUUGCACGAGGCAAACAGAAAGGCGCAAGAAUAUCGAAGCCAGCUAAUGAAGAAAGAACAAGAAGCGGAGCAAUACCGGCUAAAGCUUGAAGCCAUGGCAAGACCGCAGCCCAAUGGUGCUGAGCUUACAGUGGUUGAAGAGGUUGCUGAGGUGGAUGCAGUUGUGGUAUCGUCAGAGGAAAUGGAAGGGUCUGCAGCAACUGUGGUGGAAACAGAGCAGCCUACUGACAUUGCUGUGGAAACCGUAACGGCAUAACCUGCGGGUUACCAACUCC